Molecule: messenger RNA, 879 nt
Organism: Paramecium sonneborni
Lineage: Eukaryota; Ciliophora; Oligohymenophorea; Peniculida; Parameciidae
Source: the annotation of a GenBank genome assembly
AUGCAAAAAUUGUUGUUUACAGAAGAAGGGUUGUAGAUAAUGAGAAGUAGGAACAGUGAUCCAAUUAAAUAAAACAGUGAAAAUAAAGGAAUAUCAAUAAGACCAAAAUGUCUGCGAAUUCAAUCAUUAUCAAGAUAAUGUAACCGUGUUAGAGUAGGAACAUUGAAGAAUACAUUUAAUUUAUCAAGCCCUGAAAAUCUAUUAUAAGUUCUACCAUUUACAAGAUAGAAGCAUAAAGCUACAAGCAUUCCUUAAGUGCUUUCGGUUGAUUAAUUGUAAGGGAGACAAUAAGAAGAUUUGUUGCAAAUGGCAGCUAGUCAUUUACAUCUGCCUAAUAGAAGUGUGAAGGAUGGAAUUGGUAGACACCAUUUAUAAUCAAUUCGAUUAAGAACUGGGGAUUGGUUUUAAUGGAAGAAUAUUCCAAUGUUAGCAAGUGUAGUGGAUGAUUUUUAGAAAAAAUUAAAGUAUGGAAAUUUAAUCAUAGAGAUUAUAGUAAACAUCUGAAGAGGAAGAACAUAUGAAAGCAGAAAAAAGAUUGAUAUAGCAUGAGUUCGAAAUGAAAAAACUUGAAUAAAUAUAAAAGAGAACAGCUUAAAAUUUAAAUUAGGUUUUGGAAUAAAAAUCAUUGACUUAUAAUAUUGAUUUGGAUGAGUUUUGGAAGUAAAUGAAAGAAAAUGUAAUUAAAUUAUAUAAUAUUAAAUAAGAGUAAAUAUUUUUAACAUCAUACAGAAGAGAUGGCAAAGAGUAAGGCAAGUAAAUAGGAGAGAUUAGAGAAAUUCUAAAAGAAGUUCGGUGAUAAAAAAGCUUUUAUUCCACAAAUAUAAAAGCAAAAUGUUAAUAAUAAGGAAACAGCAUAUUAUGAUAUAUGAAAAUAAUUAA